AGAUGGAGGUAUUUGAACACAGGUUAUGGCGCUUAUUUUCUCACUGGACACUACUGUACUAUUGCAAGGUAUGUUGCUAUGAAUAUGGAUUUAGGGAUGCCUAUUGAUUCUCAGUGCACACUCUUAAACGUAGGCCUAACUCACAUAGACUGGUUAGUGCGCGACGGACUCAUGUUACUCGACUAAGCUGGAUGGGACAGGCCGCCCGUAGUAGGCACUGAGAUGCCGAGUCUGUGGAAGAAGAUAGUGUUCUCGUUUGGCUCGAUCCUCUGCAUUACCUCUGCCGCGGUCUUGGUAGUAGCUCUGGCAAGUGAAAGCUGGGUGACUGGGACCAUUCUUUGCAAGACUGGAGUGGACCUGGUCAAUGCUUCAAGUCCAGAGCUGGUGCAGUUUACCGGAGACAUUUAUUUUGGUCUCUUCCAGGGAGGGAAAACAAGGAAGUGCGGCCUAGGGAUCCGGCGAUCGAAAAUCUACAUUUUCCCCAGACUUGUGAAGACACUGAAUGAAGGACUUCAUGCAAUUGUCAUUCUGUUCAUAUUUGUUGCCAUAGGUUUUGCUUUUGUCAGUUUAGCAUUCUGUAUUUACAAUGCUAGGAAAGUGCCAUACCAGUCUGUUAAAGGACCACUUGGACUGUACCUCUGGAACUUUAUCGCAGGUCUAUUUGGGUCAUUGGCAUCCCUUUGUUUCCUAGCAUCAGUGUGUCACCACAACCUGACAGAAAGAGUGGCCAACUACAAAGAGAGCUUCUUCCAGUUUGUGGUUCUGGAGGAGGACUUUGGGUUCUCCUUCUGGUUGUGUGUGGCCAGUGUUGCUUUGCAUGGCGCCAAUAUCAUUGUAGUGGCCAUGAGUAAGAUUCACCUACCCAAAAUACAGAGCAAGAAACCCGAAGAACCUACAGUAACAGCAGAUGACCUGCUAUACUGAACAAUGGUAUGAAAACAAUGUGUUAGCUGUACAAAAUGUAAAUAAACCCUGACAUAAGCGUUUCACAUGUAUUUCAAAUGUAUAAUUCGCCAUAGUCUAUGCAGGCCUAUGAGUUGUGUGCCACUAGGAUAGUUGCAUCACAGUAGCCAAAAUGUAUAAAAAGAAGGCUUACAUUGAGUUUGGUAGGAUAGCCUAUAUUUAUCGAUAUAUUUAUGGAGCCGGGAAAAAUAUCUAUUUAAAAAAAAAAAAAAAACUUUUUUAUCAACGUCUGCAUUUUUCAAACAAUAUGGCCUAGCCCUAGCCUAACACCUAAUAUCAAUGGGACAUGGUAUAAUCAGGUAGGCUUAAUUUAGCUAUUUCUCAUUUUAAUUUAGCCGUGUUAUUUGUCACAGCGAAAGGACAGAUCAGAGA
Messenger RNA from Clupea harengus (Atlantic herring), 1335 nucleotides. RefSeq names its product clarin 2 (gene clrn2). NCBI's taxonomy places the organism in Eukaryota, Metazoa, Chordata, Actinopteri, Clupeiformes, Clupeidae. The record is from RefSeq and is a predicted model, not a curated record.